Messenger RNA from Betta splendens (Siamese fighting fish), 4729 nucleotides. RefSeq names its product atonal bHLH transcription factor 1a (gene atoh1a). The transcript has 2 exons. Gene Ontology annotation, molecular function: protein dimerization activity. The coding region runs from base 2838 to 3863 and encodes 341 amino acids. The record is from RefSeq and is a predicted model, not a curated record. NCBI's taxonomy places the organism in Eukaryota, Metazoa, Chordata, Actinopteri, Anabantiformes, Osphronemidae.
UCUAUAAAGAAACAAAGGACGUUAGAAGAGAGAAUGCGUUUCUCAAUAAAAACCUUGUCAAAGGUCUCUGGAGGGGUAGUUAACUAACGCGUCAAUGAAGUUUCGUUUUGACCUUUACGAUUUCAAAGUGCCAAUUGAUUUGGAACAAAUGCACAAGUAAAUUGAUUGAUGCAGCAGGGAGCAAUUUAAUGGAGUAGGAUUUCACCCAUUGUGAUAUUUACCAACCUUAUAGGCUUGAAUGGGAUAUAUUUGGGUUCAAGUUAAAUGGAAAAUACAAACGCCAGCUUCAACAUUUGAGUGAUGUUAGAUAAUAUUAUGUGCGAGAUGGAUUUUGAGUUCAAGCAUGAGCUAAGCUUUUGUGCCUUUCACUUCAAAUGGGCCAUCACUUCAAAGGUCCGUGCACUGCUGUUAACAGCUGGAUAGGCGCACCGCUGAGGACGGCUGCUGUCAAGUUCAAUGGAGCAGCACGUUGUAGUGGCACUUCAUAUCCAGGUGGUGGCGCCGUUUAGUUCCCACAAGUAUCAGAUCUCCGAGCUAUUGAAAAUGUAUAGAAAAAAUGUAUAGAAAUGUUUUGCCAAAUGUAAUUUUCGCUUUGGAUUUGAUGAAAUGCAACCAUCUUGACAGAAAGACGUGGGGACUAUUUAUGAUGUCAGAGGACAGUUUACAACCAGCACUUCUUGUCACAUUUUGUUCUUUCCUUUCCAUCCUGAAGUUUGUUUGGUUUUAAUAAAACAUGUACCUUGCGUUUAAAUAGUAUUAGGAGGUGAGGUAACAUGUCAAAAGUUUCAAAAUAAAGCCAAGGUUUCAAAAAAAAUCAUUUCAUAUAAUUUCAUUUUUCAAAAUACAUAAUUUUAGUAAAGUCGUUUAGUAAAGACGUCUGUGCUUAGAAUUAUGUUAUUUAUAAUCCUUAUGGGCAUUUAUUCAAAAAAAGUAGUUGAAGCAGACGUACAGUAUUUCCUUUGCACGCCUGUCUAAACAUGAAUCUCUUGUUAGUGUUCUUGUUCUUGUUAGUCUCGUUUGCACGUGUUUUGUUGUGUGUAACGCGUAAAGUUAGUUUUCUUAGAAGCUCCCAUCGCUUCGUUUGCUCUCAGGAGGACGGCCGCAGUUACCCGUCCAGCUCCACUCACUCCAGUCUCGUGCCCGUCGCGCCCCGGUCUCCCGGGAGACGGGAAUGAGAAGCGGCAGCACGCAGACUCCUCUCGCGCGCUGGAAUGGGAGCCCCCCCCCCCCAUCCCCCUCCCUCCCCCCGAGGAGCCCCCCAGGCGUGACCAAUGGAACAUAGAGUCUCCAUUGUGGCUGCGACACUUUAAUAAUCGCCAGCUACAAUAUCCAACCUGUCGGUAGCUUCAGGAGCCCGGACCGUCCCGUUGGACAGGGGGCUUGUAGGUGGGAAGAGGGGGCGAACGCUCGGCGCCAGACCUCUAGCCCGCAAGACAUCCCCGUGAUGAAUACAUGAAUAAAAAGUAGAAAGGGCUGAGGUUGGGUGAUCUUUGAAAUCGGGAUAUUUCUUCCCACAAACUGCUCUUAUCUUCCAAGUAGGGAAACGUCUAAAGGAGCUACUGUCGUUUCCCUGUGGCCCAGAUUUUGUGAUUAGAUCAGUUAUUGCUGCAGACAAAGGCUGUGACAUCCACGGAGCUACUGUAUUUAACUCAUAACUGUGGCUGGGGCUUCCUUAUUUCAGGAAGGACCGUGCAAUUAGGUUAAAUUGCCCAUUUCCACCCAGUAAUUAGCCCAUUGUUGUUUUGCCAGGUUAGAUCUAAACGUAGCAUCUGACUAAGCGUGGCAUCUUUGAUCAGUGGGUUGCAGGUGAUUCUCCAAAUAACGAGGGUCUGUCCAUAAACUUAUUGUCACUAUUGUCAUUAAAAGGCUCCUCACUAUUGUGCGCACAACCGGGCGCCACUACAGCUCGUGUCAGUACGGAAACGGUGUUAAGAGCGGGACCUCUGCUCAUGUUUCCGUUCCCUGUGAAGCCUUUUUUUACUGACAGGGCGUUCCGAGAGCUGGAUCAAAAGGUUUUAGACCCGCUACAAAAGAGAAAUGGAAACUGGAGAUGAUCUUAGAACGAAUGAAUUGACAAAGAGCGCCCGAGCCCCAGGACUCGCAUUUAGUCUAAAUCGAUUGUUCAGGCACAAAUGUUGAUCAUUUCAAAACAAUCGUCUUGCUCUUGUGCUGCUGGUGCGUUAGAACUGAAAAAGAUGAUACAUCCCAUAACCUAAUGUUCGGAUAAACCCUCAGUUAAAAGGAGCAAAAUAAAUGUAUCAUGUCGUUUUGACAUGGGCCUAAGUUUGAAACACAACGGUCUGUGUUUAAAAGUGUGUUGUGGGGCACAAACCGAAGUGAUGGGCGGUUUGACGGAUGGGGAUGGAACCAGCUCCUCUCAAAGCCUUCAGCUGCCUCUAUCUACUCCCUGUCGCAUCACAUGCUAGGCAGACGCACGCACAGGUAGGAAGACUGUCCCAGCUGCGCGCGCCUCGCGCUGUCCACGCUCCGUGCGCACGUGCGUCCUGUGGGAGGGUCCCCUUACCUCCCUUGCGUUAAACACUCCUUAAAUUGUUACGUUAUCAUAAACAGUCCGGCUACGAUGGGGCCAUAAUCACCUCUCCUGGGCUUUACCGAGACUUCUCAUUGGAUGCCAACACGCGACCAGCGCGAGGAGGGGGGCUCCCAGGCGCGUGCCGCUUUUUAAACCGACGCCGCGCCUUGAGACGGAGAAGGAGUCCUGCACGCGACAGUCGUAUUCACACAGUGAGACCGCCCGGCACCGCGCGCCUCCAACAACUUUGCCGACUACUGCUGGUCCAACGUUCACCCACCGGCUCGGGUCUUUUUUGGGGAACAUGGAGGUCUCAAGUGCGGAAGACUGGAGGAAACGUGUGCCGCAGAGCAGCCCGAGAGUGAUGGAGAGAGAGGGGAGGCAGCCGCUGGAGGAGCCCCGCUACGAAGCCGCGCUCACGCUCGUGGACAGUGGCAGUGACCCACGCGCCUGGCUGGCUCCGGUUCAGUCCUCUGGCACCUGUGCGGCACAAGUCGCCUCACCUGAGUACCUGCAGCACUCGCCGUGCCCAAGCGUGAGCUCCUACCACGAGAGUGGUUCCCCGGGGUCCUCCGGCCACCCCAGCCCUUCCAGUCCUCCCAGCUACAGAAAGCCUGCAAAGAGCUCCUCCUCUUCUUCGCUCAAAGUCCGGGACCUGUGCCGCCUUAAAGGCGCGAUCGCCGGACCCGCAGAGGACGCGUCCCUCCGACAGAGAGCCCCGUCCAGCAAGCCGACCAACGGGGUCCAGCGGCAGAGGCGCGUGGCCGCCAACGCGCGCGAGCGGAGGCGGAUGCACGGGCUCAACCACGCGUUCGACGAGCUGCGCAGCGUGAUCCCGGCGUUUGACAACGACAAGAAGCUCUCGAAGUACGAAACUUUACAAAUGGCGCAGAUCUACAUCAACGCCCUGGCCGAGCUGCUCCAGGGCCCGGCCUCCAGCGGCAACGGCGCCGAAACCUCAAAUGACGACAGCAACUCGCCAAAGUGUGACACCGGGCUUCCCGCCGUGGCGGCGAAGGACAGGGCGUCAGGUAGCGGCUUACCCGUGCACAUCAGUGGGAUGUCUUUCCGCUCCGCCUUCGACGACGGACCGUUCUCCGCGUUGGUCGAAGAAGCGAUGCGUUGUCCGUCUCCUCCGGCCUCGUCUCGCGCGGGCGGCUCGCUCGCGCCGGAAGGACGGAAAGAGUCUCCUCGCAGUGACGGCGAGUUUUCCCCGCACUCCCACUUAAGUGACUCGGAUGAAAUAGUGAUGGAGCUCCAGUCAAGCGAAGACGACGACCUUUCAGAACUCAAGCUCCCCAUCCACCACCAUCACGCUGUUUCAUUUUAAGUAGCAUCAGUGAGAUCAAAGAUUACUCAGACUAAAUGAAGGUUCCUACAGCCGACACAAAAUAAUGUCCGUAAACGUGUCAAUCUCUGUUGCUUGCAUAGUUUUUUUUUUCCAAACUCGCGUUCAAUUUUUGACAAUAAUUCAACUUCAUCGACUUGUCGCAUUGUCUAAAGGUUAUUUUUAUGUGAAAUAGGCCUAAUUCGAUUCUGCCAAUAAAUGUGUAGCCUUUAAUUUCCAGUUUCCAUAGAGACGUGGCCGGAAGACCCCUCUGCCAUGUCGCUCACAGCACUGCCAUGGGUGUUUCCCACGUCACGCCGACCAAAAAGCUGUCUUCCACAAAAUCUGACUUUUACGCAUAAUUGCUUAUGUCUGAAACUGUAAAAUUUUGUAGCUGUGAUUUUUGUUGGGAUUAUGGUUUUGCUCAUUUGUUUAUAUAAUGUAUUUUGUUUUGCAACUUCAAAAGUUAAUGUGCACUUUAAUAAUACACGAGCCAGAGGCUUGAGAAUGCGAAUUUUGUUUUGAGAAUAUAAACAAUAUUGUUUUGCUUUGUUUGAUAGCGUAGUACUGCCAAUUCCCUACAAAUAGCCUAUUUAACGUAGCCAUCAUUGCUGCCUUCUUUUGUAUUUUUUUUGUAUUUUCAGAUGAACUUGUGUGUCUUUUGCUUUCACUGGAUGAGGUUAAUUGACAUGUAUUUAUUGUUAUCUUUCAUUUGUUUUGCUUUUUAUAAACCCAUAGUUAAAUUUAUUGUCAUGUUCAUUUGAUUUUCGCAAUAAAAGAAGCAAACGAAGAUUCAAUAGCUUUGUCUUUGUUGUUUUCAUCCAUCCUCCAUAUUAAUGCAAUAAAACGUUUCAUUAGCAUUUUUCAUU